Messenger RNA from Vigna unguiculata (cowpea), 1784 nucleotides. It is a transcript of the gene CYP722A1, whose product is annotated as cytochrome P450, family 722, subfamily A, polypeptide 1. NCBI's taxonomy places the organism in Eukaryota, Viridiplantae, Streptophyta, Magnoliopsida, Fabales, Fabaceae. The record is from RefSeq and is a predicted model, not a curated record. Gene Ontology annotation, biological process: multicellular organism development; sterol metabolic process; brassinosteroid homeostasis. Gene Ontology annotation, molecular function: oxidoreductase activity, acting on paired donors, with incorporation or reduction of molecular oxygen; iron ion binding; monooxygenase activity.
CUACCAUUGUUGUCUAUUGAGCAAGAUAUCUGACCACCAUAGAAGAGAAGUGAAGAGAGACCAAAAUGCUUUCCAAAUUGGUAGAGGAGCAUCCUUACCUUUGCUGCCACGUUGGUCUCUUGUGUUUUCUUUUAUUCUGUCAAAAAGCAUGGGCACUUUGGUGCACAAACAACCCCUCUCAGCCCAACAUUCCUCCGGGGAAUCGAGGAUUACCCUUUCUCGGAGAGACACUUCAGUUCAUGGCUGCCAUCAACAACACCAAAGGAGUCUAUGAAUUUGUCCAAGCUCGCCGACACCGGUACGGAAAAUGCUUCAAGACGAAGUUAUUCCGGGAAACGCACGUUUUCAUAUCGGGAACGGAGUCGGCAAAAGUGAUUCUGAACAACGAGGAGAAAUUCUCGAAGAAGUAUAUGAAGUCAAUCGCUGAGCUUGUUGGACGCGAUAGCUUGCUCUGUGCUGCACACCAACAUCACAAACUUAUUCGCGGUUCUCUGUUUUCUCUGUUCUCGACGCAAUCUUUGUCUUCCUUCGUUGAACUCUUCGAUUCACUUCUUCUUGAAGCUACAAGUAGCUGGAAAUGUGGAUCUGUUAUCGUUAUUCAAGAUGAAACAAUCAAGCUGGCUUGUAAGGCGAUGUGCAAGAUGCUAAUAAGCAUCGAAAAUGGGUACGAAUUAGAGAGCAUGCAAAAUCAGGUUUCUCGUUUGGGUGAAGCAAUGUUAGCCUUACCCGUGAGGUUACCCUGGACCACAUUCUACAAAGGCCUUCAGGCUCGAAAAAGGAUAAUGGACAUAUUGGAGAAGACUAUAAGUGAAAGAAGAAGUGGAAUUGCGAGUAACCAUGUAGAUUUCCUUCAACAACUUUUGGAUGAUAAAUUACACGACGAUGGAAUCCCAAGGCUAACAGACAGAGAGAUCAAAGACAAUAUCUUAACUAUGAUAAUUGCAGGACAGGACACGAUAGCAAAUGCAAUGACAUGGAUGAUAAAAUUUGUGGAUGAGAAUCCGCUAGUUUUUAAUACCCUUAUGAAGGAGCAACUUGAGAUCGAGAAGAAUGGUUCGAGAAAUUCAUAUCUUACAGUAGAGGCCCUCAAUGAGAUGCCAUAUGCUUCUAAGGUUGUAAAGGAAGCAUUAAGAAAAGCAUCUGUGGUACAGUGGUUGCCCAGAGUAGCACUGGAGGACUGUGUUAUUGAAGGAUAUAAAAUCAAGAAGGGGUGGAACAUUAACGUGGAUGCUAGAUCGAUACACCAUGAUCCAACGGUGCACAAUGAUCCGGAUGUGUUCAAUCCUUCAAGAUUCCCUGAAGAGUCAAAAGCAUACAGUUUCUUAGCUUUUGGGAUGGGAGGAAGGGCGUGCCUAGGGAAGAACAUGGCCAAAGCCAUGAUGUUGGUGUUUCUCCACCGUUUCAUCACCAAUUGCGAGUGGAAGGUGAUUGAUUCUGACUCAAGUAUUCAGAAAGGUGCACUUUUUACGAAACUUAAGAGUGGAUAUCCUGUGCGUUUGAUCUCGACGAGGAAUGACCAAAACAUAACCAUGUGAUGUGACAACAUAAACAUUUACACUUGCAAGCAAUUCGAACGUGGGUUUCAAGAUUUUACCCAUGGAUUCAGGGUUGGCUUUUGAGUAACCAGUAUUUAACUCGUACAGUUAUCUAUUUUCAACGUUAGUUACUCUACUCAUGUGAUCAACAAAUUACUUUUGUUGUCGAAUUGUUAAGAAUAUAUGAUGUAAAUAUAAAUGUUAAAUGGAUAUGAAUGUGUUAUUUCAUAGGAAAUGGUUAGGAAUCAA